AUGCGAGGCCGACUUUUCGCUGGCAGGAGGACGGAGCGAUUGAUAGAAAAAGAUGGGAGUUGUAGUGUCGUGUCAAAAAAUGUUUCGUACAGUCAGAACAGUUUCUACCGCGAUAUUUUCACAUCCCUGCUGGACAUGAGGUGGAGGUACAACAUGGUCGUCUUUGUUUUCGUCUUCGUCGGAAGCUGGUUUUUCUUCGCCAUGCUAUGGUGGAUGGUAGCCUUCUUUCACGGUGAUCUUCCAAACGAUAAAGUAACCACUCAACGUUCAACAAACGACGGCAUGAUCAAUGUACCGUGCGUUGACGGCGUCAAUAAUUUCCUUACCGCUCUCUUGUUCUCCGUCGAGACUCAGCAGACAGUCGGAUACGGCACUCGUAAUUUGAACAGCCACUGCACCUCUGCAACCAUACUGCUUGUGGUGCAAGCUUGCAUGGGAAUUUUGCUGCAGUCCCUGAUGACCGGGGUCGUGUAUUCAAAGUUGUCGAGACCGAAGCACAGAGCACGCACGAUGAUGUUCAGCAAGUUUGCCGUCAUAUGCCAACGUGAUGACCAGUACUGCCUGCUCUUCAGAGUGGGCGACACAAGAAAAUCCUACCUAAUAGGCACCUCGAUACGGGUUCUUCUGAUCAAGUCUAAAGACGAAUGCAGUUUCUUCUCAAACUUCCAACAUUCUUUGGACCUGGAGAUGGAUCAGGAUGCUCAUGAUAGCUCCAUCCUGCUGAUCUGGCCGGUGACGGUCGUUCAUAAAAUUGAUGAGAACAGUCCGCUCUGGAAUGUUUCAGUUGAAGAUUUAUUCACGGCGAAAUUUGAGAUCGUGGUUGUGUUGCAGGGCACGAUCGAGCACACCGGCAUGACCGCCCAACUCUGCACUAGUUACCUUCCUUCUGAAAUACUUUGGGGCCAUCGUCUGGCUCCGCUUUUAACCUAUCAGAACGAAAAUGGAAAAUACGAAAUCGAAUUUUCAGAGUUUCACAAAGUCAUUCCGGAUAAAAAUAUGCCAGAAUGCAGUGCGAGAGACAGAGGUAAGGAAGUGUUUUUAUCAAAACUAAAAUGGAGCAUUUUACCGCGUAUGAUUUUAUGCAUGUAUAAAUACUGUGUGUAA
Messenger RNA from Helobdella robusta, 1104 nucleotides. RefSeq lists its product as hypothetical. Gene Ontology annotation, biological process: potassium ion import across plasma membrane; regulation of monoatomic ion transmembrane transport. The transcript is spliced from 5 exons. Gene Ontology annotation, cellular component: plasma membrane. Gene Ontology annotation, molecular function: inward rectifier potassium channel activity. NCBI's taxonomy places the organism in Eukaryota, Metazoa, Annelida, Clitellata, Rhynchobdellida, Glossiphoniidae. The record is from RefSeq and is a predicted model, not a curated record. Bases 1 to 1104 code for a protein of 367 amino acids.